This is a messenger RNA of Ictidomys tridecemlineatus (thirteen-lined ground squirrel), 4195 nucleotides long. RefSeq names its product peroxisomal membrane protein 4 (gene Pxmp4). The record is from RefSeq and is a predicted model, not a curated record. NCBI's taxonomy places the organism in Eukaryota, Metazoa, Chordata, Mammalia, Rodentia, Sciuridae. Gene Ontology annotation, cellular component: peroxisomal membrane.
AGGGAUAAUGGAACAUGAUACAAACCAGGAAAGGUCAGGUGGUGAAAAGAGCCAUGAAAAGAAAGUAGGGUAUGGGGACAGAGUGUGGUGGCAUUCCCUGUGUGGGUGUCAGGGACCAGGUGGCAGUAGUGAAGGCCCAAUCUGUUGAGAGAGUUGCAACAAGCAUCUGCCCCGAGCUUCUGCCCUUGAGCUCCUCGCCUAGUGGAGUGUCAACGUGUGUGAUAGGUAACUGCCCUUGGAGCAGCUGGGCCCACUCUCACGGGAGCUCCCUGUGUCCGUGCAGCCUCCGAGACAAACUGCGAGCCAUUCUGCAGGCCACCUACACCCACUCCCGGAAUCUGGCCUGCUUCGUGUUUGUCUACAAGGGCCUCUGCGCCCUGCAGUCCCACACACAGGGCAAGACCUACCAGUCGCACCCGUUCCUGGCUGCCUUCAUCGGGGGCUUCCUGAUAUUUGGAGACAACAGUAACAUCAACAGCCAGAUCAACAUGUACCUGACGUCGCGUGUCCUCUUCGCGCUGUGCCGCCUGGGCGUGGAGAAGGGCUACAUCCCGGAGCUCCGGUGGGACCCGUUCCCUCUCUACACCGCAGUGGUUUGGGGGCUUGUCCUGUGGCUCUUUGAGUAUCACCGGCCCACGCUGCAGCCCUCGCUGCAGUCCUCCAUGACCUACCUGUACGAGGACAGCAACGUGUGGCACGACCUCUCGGACUUCCUCAUCUACAACAAGAGACGCGCUUCCAAGUAGGCUGCUCCCAGGUGCGCCCCCCGGCCCGGCCCACAGGCACCUGGCGAGCUCCGCUGGGCGCCCUCAGCACACCCUCCAGAGGGUCCUGCCUUCUCGAAAUCAGGCCUCACACUCCGUCUUGGCUCAUCCCAGAGCUCCAUUUGUGGAAGUAAAAGCACAGAUUUUCACGGCUCAGCAGGUACUUUGCACGGUGCCACAGAUGGCUGAGUCAGGUUGAGGAGUCCUGGACUCGAUUCCAGCCACGCUGCUGCCCUCCAUGACCAGGGCCAGGUCUCUGGGCUUCAGGGGUCCUCGAGCCCAGAAGAGGAUCCUUAGAGAGGGUCUCUUUCUGGUGGGUAUUGCAUUCUUCCACUGUUCUUCUGUAACAGAGGGCACCUGCAUGGUGGGCAGAGGGUUGCAAAUACUUUUUAAAGAAAUAUGAAGUUCCUGUCUCUGGUGUUGUAUUGGGGAAGUUCUAGAACCGCACUGUCCAGUAGAAACAUAAUUUGAGUCAUACAUGGAGUUAGAUUUUUUUCUAGGGCUGGGGAUGUAACUCAGUGGUAGGGAACUUGUCUAGCCUUUUUUUUUUUUUUUCCUAGAAACCAACAUUUAAAAAAAAAACAGAAAGAAACAGAUGGAAUUAAUUUUAAUUAUAUAUUUUGACCUAAUGAUAACAAAACAUUAUAAUUUCAACAAAUGAUUAGCAUAGUGAGAUAUUUUACCAUCUUUUUUCUUAUACUAAGUCUUCAAAAUCAGGUGUGUGGCCAGGCACAAUGGCACACACCUGGAAUCCCAGUGACUUGGGAGGCUGAGAUUGCAAGCUUGAGGACAGCCUUGGAAAUUUAGCAAGACCCUGUCUCAAAAUAAAAGAAAAAGGACUAGGGAUGUAGCUCAGUGUAGAGUGCCCCUGGGUUCAAGCCCCAGUACUCCUCCCCCCAAAAAAAUCAGUGCAUAUUUAAUACUUCCGAUACACCUCAGUUUGGAUGAGCUACAUUCCAGUGCCCAGUAGCCACAUGGAGUUAGUGGCUUCCAUAUCAAGCAACACAGAUACAGAACACUUCUAUUCCCGAAGAAGUUUCUAGUGGACAGUGCAGAUCUAGAGCUGGAGGAUAUGACUUUUGUGCUACCACUCCACUGUGAACCCUUGGGGAAGGUUCUCGACCUCUCAGAGCCUCAAUUUCUCAUAAAAUGAGAAUAAUAUAAUAAUACCCAGUGUCCACAUUGGACUCUUACAACUACAACUUCUGCCACUACUACUGGUUCCUUCCACUUAGUGAGUUCUAAUUUCCUCCUGGGUGCUUUGCAUAUUUUUAUUUUUAAUCCAAGCAGUGACAAUGCAAGUGUGUCUGUUGAUCCCCAUUUUAUGGAUGUAAAAACUGAGGGUCAGAGAGAGGAGGUAACCUGCCCAGGGAAUAUAGUUCAUGUAACAGCCAAAUCAGUAUUUGAACCCAGAUCUGCCUGAUUCCAAAACCCAUGUCUUUUUUAGUGCCUUGUUUUAAAUUUUGAUGCCAUGCCAUACAAAUAUUAGCUAGUCAUAGGAUUGAGCCCCAAAAGGGUACCAACUCAGAUGCCUGCAGUCGUCCCUAGUGGCAUAAAUGGAAAUGUUUGGGGUGCUCUGCAGUGGAAAGUGACGGGCACAGUGGAUCAGAGCCUGGGUGCUGGUGGAAUUUUUUCAAACCACUGUGCAGAACAAGCCUCCAGGAAGACAUAGUCCAUAGGCUAUCAGUCUGGGAUCCGCAGUCUACUAGGAAUACUUCCAUUAAUACACGUACCACUUCCAUAUCCUUUUGUAUCUUAGAAGUUACUAGAAAUGUCCACAAAAGUCACUAGAGAGCUUGUAAAAAUGUAGAUUCUGAUGGAUUGGGUCUGAGUUGGGGAUCAGACAGGCUCCCCCCUGCGGACUCCCAGAUGAGGCUGGUGCUCAGCCCUGAGCCCCACCCCAAGUAGCAGGGUAGUGUGGGGCAUGACAGAGCCAACCAUCAUUAUUCCCUGUGACCAGUGUGUCACAGUGUGGGGGUGACUGCGGUGGGAUCAUGUCAGAUUGGACAGGCAGUGCUCCUAGCACGGUUGACUGCAAGCUCAGGGGAGCAGAUUCUCACUGUGGAGGCGUGGGGGGGCCGGUGUGGUUGGGCCAUCUCAAAGCAGGUUGUUCUGAUGAGGUGGUGGGGAGUGUGACCUGCUCCACCUCCUCCAACCUGCCACUUCCACGCAACCAACCACCUCUCCUGUUGCCACCAUCUCCUGCCUGAGGAUUCACCUGUCACUGGGUUCCGCUUCUCCAGCUGCAGCUCCCCCUCUGGGCGGGGAAACCCUAGGCUUGAGCCCUGUGCUGGCCCCCAGAGCUCCCCAGCUGGAUGGAGCCUCAGGAGGCCACAGUGGGCUGGCUCAAAGCCACACCCUCCCUGCACCCUUUCUUGAGCCUCUGCCAGUGCUUCCUGGGGUCACUUCCCCCUCAAACCACUCAAGUCCUUGCCUCAGGGUCUGCUGCUGGGGAACCCCAAACUAAAAUUGGCCUCUGUACAGCAGGUGGAGAGGGAGCAUGACAUGGCAGUUAGGGACAUGGGCUUUGGAACCAGACCACCUCUGCUCAAGACCUGGCCUGGCCCCUCUUGGGCAAGUGACUGACCCUCCGUGCCUCUGUCUCCUCAUCUGUAAAGUAGCUUUGUAACAGCUCCUGCCUUAGGAGGGUCUGGAUGAUUAAUUGAUUCGACAUAUAAAAGUGAACACUCAAUAAACGUCGUCGUUAUUUCUAACAUGGCGUCUGAUGCAGUUGGAUGCGAGGUCCUGAGAACUGAGUGCACCCCGCUCUUAGCCUGCCCUGCUCCCUGGCUCAAAGUAAAGCCUUGGCCGCCUGCCCUCCUGGGGUCCCCCCACUGCUGUGGGGUAGGUCUGCUCCACCACCGACUGUCUCUGCUCUCUAAGAAUAGGUUUCCCUCACAGAUGGCAUCUGCCUGGAUCCUGUCGGAGCAUCUGCUGCCUCCAACUGCACACACCAGGGAGGAAGGCGGUGGGGUGGUCCCUGCCGGGGAGCAGGACUCUGCCUUCCAGCAGCCGAGGAAGAGCCCUCAGCUCCUUCUUAGCUGGGCCUCCAUUUUCUUUUUACUCUUCUUUUUUGGGAGAAUGCCAGGGAUUGAACUCAGGGGCACGCAGCCACUGAGCCACUUCCCCAGCCCUAUUUUGUAUUUUAUUUAGAGACAGGUCUCUGAGUUACUUAAGGCCUCACUAAGUUGCCGAGGCUGGCUUUGAACUCGCAAUCCUCCUGCCUCAGCCUUCCGAGCCACCGGGAUUACAGGUGUGUGCUACUGCCCAGCUGAGUCACCAUGUUCUGUGAUCUGUGAAACCGGAUGGCCAAAGGACGCUCGACACAGUAGCCACUUACUGUUCCCGAAUGCUAGCUCCUGAAACAGCAUCCUGGUUUAACCUGUAUUUAUUUAAGUCUUUUGACAUGCAAAACUAUAAAAAAAAACAAA